This is a messenger RNA of Halichondria panicea, 3622 nucleotides long. Its product is annotated as solute carrier family 15 member 4-like. Gene Ontology annotation, cellular component: membrane. The transcript has a single exon. Gene Ontology annotation, biological process: transmembrane transport. The coding region runs from base 1704 to 3326 and encodes 540 amino acids. The record is from RefSeq and is a predicted model, not a curated record. Gene Ontology annotation, molecular function: transmembrane transporter activity. NCBI's taxonomy places the organism in Eukaryota, Metazoa, Porifera, Demospongiae, Suberitida, Halichondriidae.
UGUUUAGCUACUUCCUGUCAUGCUUCUUCAAUGAAUAUGCUUAUAACUACUGUUUGACGUCACUGUUGCUAUAGCUAUGCAAUGAAUUUGCUAUUUUUUUAAAAAGCGAUGGCUGAUUCAAGCAAGCGUCUAUGAUUCAAGCAAGCAAUUGUGAAGGCUGUGUUUCUGCAUCUUUAUAGAAGGCACUUCAAGAAAGUACACUGGUGCUACUUGUCUACAAAGAGUGCAAAUGUACCCCAAAAUAUCAUUCCACAAGCCUACUCAGUACUGUACUGGCCCAGUGCAGUGCAGUCUCUUUAGUCUGAGAAACACUGGACCCUUCUUACUGCUCCUGGUCCCAUGCAGCAAUGUAAUAAGCAGGUUGUGACAACUAAUGUUGAAAGUUGAAAAAAAGCAACACAAACAAACCAGUAUCGUUCGAUUCACGAUCACAGAGUUCUUCGAAAUUUGCCUCCUUUUUGAAACUAUUCAUCGCUCGAACUUGGCUCUUUUUAUGUUGACUAAAAUCAUUAGUAGUCUGUUUUAUAUUGAAUUCUCUCUAACUCUGAUAUUGCUAAUAUUGAUUGAAUUGAGUAGUGUGUCAUUGUUUUAAUUGAAACAGUGUGUCAAUUUUGUUGCAAAGGUGGGAUACUGUAUUCAGUUCUAGCUGUACAUGUAGUUUGACCACAGCCAUGGUAUAUGGCAGUUAUACACUAGGGUAUAACUGCCAUAUACCAUGGCUGUGGUCAGACAGGUUGUAUAAGUAGUAUAAACUACAACUGAAGCCUUUGAUCUUUGGUGCAACCAUAGUACAACAAGCAUUAUAUACAAUUUUAGUUUCAACCCUUGGUGGAGUGGUAUCGUUAUAACAGUCGUUUAUGAGUUUGCGAUGUAUCCACUCAUAAGAAACAGAAUACCCAGCUCUCUCCGACGAAUUGGAGGUGCAACUCUACUUAACCUGCUACUGAAUGCGCUCAAUUUGGCUAUGCAAUUCUGUCCAUAUGUGUGGGCAUCAGUAUUUUUCACGGGAAUUCUCACUGGCUUUGGACUUGUAUACUCCUAAUAAACGGGAUACUAGAAUUUGUGUGUGCCCAGUCACCAUACAACAUGCGAGGACUUCUGACUGCCUACAUAAUAUUUCUAGCACUUCUCUCAGUAUCUUUCAACUUUCUUAUGAAAUGUGUCCAUUUUUUGAUAUAUAAACAUUCAAAAUAUUACGUUAUCCCUUCAAUAUCAACUGUACUGAGUGUGAUUGGAUUGGUCCUGUACUGCCUCCUGGCUCGCUGGUACAGGAGGAGAGUUAGAGACGAGGACUACAAUGCACAUAGAGUGGUGGAGGAGGUCUAUGAUCGAUACCUCUCUCAUAUACAGUAUAGACAAUAAUACAAUUGUGUAUAAUUAUACACUUAGAUUGAAAGUCAACUAUAGCUGAUUACGUCCAUAACAUACACACUUAACACACUUAGCUAUUGCAUGCUCUGUUUGCUUCACCACAAACAUAAACAUUCAGUUUCAAUGAAUAAUUACGUCUCACAUUUGAAAUAACAUUAAGUACUAUAGAUGUAUACACAACUAUAAUUUUCAAUAUUUAUCAUCUUCAUUGUUGGGACUGAAAUCUGUUUGUUCGUCAGCAGUAUAUUAUUAUAAUCUAGACAUUACAGUUCACAUUGAAAACAAUUCCAAAAGUAAAUAGAACAGUUCACUUGAGCAUCAGCCUUUAAAUAAUGGACUCUACUAACAGCUGCAGCUCAAGGGAUCAUACAAAGCCAGUGAUGAGAAAGAGGUGCAAGUAUCAAGUGAGGUGGUUCUAUUCAAAAGGAGCAUUUCUUGUUCUACUGUGGACUACACUUGUCAGUGCAGCUGUGUGGUCUUAUGGGACAAUGUUGGGAGAGAGAAUCUUAUCAGAAGGCAUACAUUUAGAGAGGAAUACUUUUUCUCGAGUGUUCAUUGUACUACCAUUUCUAGUUUAUGCUACCAUCCCACUUGUAGGAUGGUUAGCAGAUGCUAAGCUUGGAAACUACAGAGUCUUGAAAUUUAGCUGCUUCUUUUUAGUAGUCGCAUCGAUAACCAUUUGCAUCAAUAUUCUCUGUGAUACAAAGAUAAACUUCAGUGCACUGCAGUACACACGUAAAGUCAUAAUAGGGCUAGUGUAUGCAGUGAGUGUAGCAAGUACAGCAAUUUAUAUAAUAACAGCCUUACAGCUUGGUCUAGAUCAAAUGCCAGAUGCUUCAUCCACCAACAUUUCAAGUUUCAUCAGUUGGUUUGUGUUUUCACUUACUCUUGGAUGUUGGAUUGCUGAAUGGCUAUCAAAUACUCUCCUUCAUUGCGUAAACUCUUCGACAAUUAAUGAUAUACAGAAAAUGCAACUGUUUAGUUUGUUUCCAGUGACUUGUAUGGUAGUUAUUUGUUCUUCAAUGUUUUUGUUAGCUCCAAAAUGGCUAAUUAUAGAACCAAAGUCGCCUAAAGCCCUCAAAACCAUCUACCAAGUUCUCAAGUUUGCAGCCAAGCACAAGGCUCCUAUUUAUCGCAGUGCUCUCACAUACUGGGAGGAAGCCGUACCCUCUAGACUGGACCUGGGGAAAACAAAAUAUGGUGGACCAUUCACUACAGAGCAAGUUGAAGAUGUGAAAACCUUUUUACAAAUAAUUGUGAUGUCUUUCCCAAUAUUCCUCACCGUAACUGCGUGUUGGAAUAUUUUACUCGUACUAGGCUUUACAGCGGAUAGCUAUGUAGGAGUGUUGAACGAGGAAAUGCUGUGGCAUCUUACUGUCUCAAACACUACUGACAAUUGUACAUCGAGCAUCAUAUACACUUUUAGUUUGAGCCAUUGGUGGAGUGGUAUUGUUACUACAGUUGUCUACGAAUUUGCAUUAUAUCCACUCAUAAGAAACAAAGUACCCAGCUCUAUCCGACGAAUUGGAGGGGCAACUUUAUUUAUCCUGUUACUGAAUAUGCUAAAGUUGGCUAUUCAAUUUUCUCCAUAUGCACAAGCAUCAGUACUUUACAUGGGGGCUCUCAGUGGCUUCUUAUCUGUACUCCUAAUAAACGGAAUACUCGAAUUUGUGUGUGCCCAGUCACCAUACAACAUGCGAGGACUUUUGACUGGCUACAUGAUGUUUCUAUUGUUUCUCUCAGUAUCUCUGAACUACUUUUUUGCAAUGCUACCAAAUGAAAUAUAUUUGCCAAUUUACACUAUCCCUUCAAUAUAUACUGCACUGAGUGUGAUUGGAUUGGUCCUGUACUGCCUCCUGGCUCGCCGGUACAAGAGGAGAGUUAGAGACGAGGACUACAAUGCACACAGAGUGGUGGAGGAGGUCUAUGAUCGAUACCUCUCUCAUGUACAGUAGAGACAAGAAUAUAACUGUGUACACUUUAGAUGAGAGUCAACUGAUUAUUCCCAUGACAAAAUCAUACUUAACACAAUAGCUAGCUUAAUAUAAUAAUUACACGCACAUUGUCACUGUAUCAUUUAUUUUACAUGUACUCUAUACUACGACACGCUGCAUUUACUAUUAUAUCGCUUUUACAUUCAUGGACUGAUAGGUACGAUCAGUGCAUGAUCGAAUGGUACGAUCAAUUAUACCACUAUCAGAGUUUUUGAAAGGUUUCAUCAUUCACGGAAUGAUAAGUACCACUCGUCACU